Molecule: messenger RNA, 2257 nt
Organism: Fusarium odoratissimum NRRL 54006
Lineage: Eukaryota; Fungi; Ascomycota; Sordariomycetes; Hypocreales; Nectriaceae
Exons: 1
Coding region: 244-1680 (478 amino acids)
Source: RefSeq, a predicted model, not a curated record
CUCCAACACUCAUUUUCUUUGCAACAGCGAACUCCAUCGCAGGCUUCGUUUCUUUCUGAUUCUUCUUUGAAGACUCUAAGACAAAUUGAGUGUUUAUUCUCUUUCUGUAAGUAGAGUGCACUUCUUCUGCGACCUCAAGCUCAUUCUCUAAAGGUAUAUUCACCUCAAUCUUUGCUUAUACCAAAGCACACAACAUUUCUGCUUCAUCUUUUAAGCUUCGCUUCUAUUCGACAAGUUUUCAUCAUGUCGGGUCCUACUCCAGCCCGUACUCCGCCCUCUUUCACUUUUGAGGACAGCGAUUCCGAGUUUGAUGCUGAGAUGGCAAUGCCUGAUUAUGAGCCCAUGUCCCCUGUUGUCGCCAAUCUUGAGAAGAUGGUUGCCAAUCGCAAGAUAGUUCCCAGUGAGAGCGGCACCACAACUGAGACUAUUAGCUCCGUUGAGCGUGGCACCUCCACCAAGCGUAGCAUCUCAAGCAUGGACAGCACUACCCCCGAGUCGCCCAUCGAAGCUUUCCUCUCCCGACCCGAGACUCCCAACUACCCUUACAGCAACUGGAGCUCUACCUCUGCGUUUACCAUGCGUAACGGCCAGGUCUACAACUUUGGUCAGCUCCAGAUGAUGUCCCUCGAAGUUGCUGAAGCCAGACGCAAUGGAGAAUUCCCUGCUACCAACGAGCCUACUCUCGAUGCCAAUGCUGUUGCCGAAGACUUCAACUCGCUCAUCUAUCUUCGACGCCUUCGCGGUAACCAACUUGCUCCUGCUCCUCAGUCAUACAUCCACUUCCGCGAACAGGUUGCACUCGGCAUCCAGGUCCGUCAGGUAUCUCUCAAGCGUGAGACUGAUCAAGAAGUCGCUCGUCGUGUUGGCCACUACCUUCAAGCAGUGGAGGCUGAGCAGCGAUAUUACAACGCUACGAACACUAUGCUCCAGCGUCGCGAGGUCAUCAACCCUACUCAGCAAGACUUCAUCGACCCCCACGAUGACAUGUGCUCUAUGGUCGAGCAUACUAUCGAGCAGGGCAUCUCCGAUGCCACUGGACCCCUCCGCAUGAACGUUUCUAAUCUCAAGAAACAAGGUGAAGUCUUCCAAGAGCAGACAGCCCUUCUGCAGCAGCAGAAUGACAUGUUCCAGCGACAGACUGAUGGGCUUGUCCAGCAGCAGAGCAGUCUCCUUCGGCAGCAAACCGACCAACAGAAUGACCUCUUCUUGCAGCAGCACAGUUUGUUUCUGAAUCACAAGGCCAGCCUCCGGGAUCAGAGCCGUUUUUUCAAGAAGCAGGCCGACACUCUCGAGCACCAAAACAGAGUCAUGAAUGCUUCCCUCACUCACUUGAGUAACCUGGUCGAGCCUCAGGUCUAUAACAACCAGGCUACCGCCCAAACGCUCGCUUCUGCCAACCAGCUUGUCGUCAACCUGUCGCAACAACUCCCCGAGACCAUCCGAUGCGCUGUGGAAGAAGCUUCCCAGAAACAAGCUCGCGAGAUCCUUGAGCAAGCUCUUCAAAUCCAGCAAAUGGCUAUCGCCAACCCACAACGGGAUGCCAAAACCAUCACCGCCCCGGUUGAAGAGGCUCAGGAAAAGAAUUCUGUCACUGUUGGUUCUGAUAGGGUCGAACGAAGUGAGCGAUCUUCUCUCUACCGUAUGGUGCGCAAGUUCAAGCGCCAGCGUAUCUCUUCGUGAAUGGUUGGAGGAACGAGCAACAGAGUAGUAGCAGACCUCACCGUCUUGGGAUGGAAUGCAUUUGAUCAAUUUGAUGUAUGUAGUGACAAGGUCUGAUUGACACUUGCUUUGCUCAUCGAGUUGACUGUACUCAAAUGGAACUUCGAUUGAUUUUACUCUUGAUUAGUCUUGACCAGGACUCGGCUGUUUUGACUUAGAUGGUAUAUCCAAUGCGAUAGAUGACUCAUGUGACACUUGUCAAUAUCACGGCUGUUCUUGACUUCAACGCUUCACUUCCCAAGUCAGUUUCAAUAUCCCCAAUCCGAAGGCACUGAGUUGUUGCCCUCUUGCCUUCCUUAGCUUGGAGUUUCUGCCUGGGAUAGUCUGUCCGAUAUUCCCCGCCAACUCAAACUGAUUGAAUAAUUGGAAGACAUUAGAGUUAGAUAUGAGACACUGUUUCAAACUUUGAAAGGUUGGGUAAUUCAGUGCCAGUUAUCUUAUGAGUAGGAUACCUAAUGACACAAAUCUUGUAGACACAGUCUCAGUAUCUUCACUUGGGCUGUCCAGACAGCUUACACCGUUGAGCCCCAUGGAAAAC